Molecule: messenger RNA, 2042 nt
Organism: Hordeum vulgare subsp. vulgare (domesticated barley)
Lineage: Eukaryota; Viridiplantae; Streptophyta; Magnoliopsida; Poales; Poaceae
Product: translation initiation factor IF3-1, mitochondrial
Exons: 8
Coding region: 114-1703 (529 amino acids)
Biological process (GO): ribosome disassembly; translational initiation
Molecular function (GO): translation initiation factor activity; ribosome binding
Source: RefSeq, a predicted model, not a curated record
AGUGGGCUUAGCUUUAGUUUAGAGUCACUCCUGGGCUGCUGAUCCGGCCCUCGGCGUGGAGGUUUUCUCCGCCGACGGACUCCCCUCCCCUCCCCUUCCUUCCGCCGCCAUCCAUGGCUCUCCGCCGCGCCAUCGGAUCCCUCGCCGUCCGCUCCCAGGCAUCAUACUGCCUCCGCCGCGCCGCCGCCACGCCUCCUCCGCCACCGCCUCCGUACCUCUGCCGCCCGGUCACCGUCCCCCGCCGCUCCUUCGCCGCUCCGCCGCAGCACGUCAAGAAGGUGUUCAAGGACGCCGACGACGACGCCGGGCACCGGCUCAACAACGACAUCACCGCCCCCUUCCUCCGGCUCGUCACCGACGGAGGGCAUGAUGUUGUCCCCCGGCACGAGGCGCUGCAGAUGGCCGCCAGGAUGGGGUUGGACCUGGUCGAGGUCGACCGGAAAUCGAACCCUCCGGUUUGCAAGAUCAUGGACUUCCACAAGGAGAAGUAUAACAAGGAUGUCCAGCAGAAACAGCGCCUGAAAACCAAGUCUGCUAUUGCUUUGCGUGGUGGUGAUAUCAAAGAAGUGCGGUUUAAGGCGAAAACUGAAAUUAAAGACAUGAAGGUGAAAGCAGAUGCAAUUACCAGGCUGAUGGAGCGUGGAUACAAGGUGAAGUGCAUGGCGAUGCCCGCAGGUAACGAAGCAGAAGAUUUAGGCGGACCGCUAUCUCGGUUAUUAGGACUGAUACAAGAUGUCUGCACUGUGGAAAGCGGUCCGCAUUUGGACUCGAAGCAUGCAUAUGUUAUUGUCAGGCACGUGAAGUUUGCAACCAAGAAAGGUGGAAAGAAAGCAAGCCAGGCCAUAGAAGACGCAAGCAAAGGCACCCCCCACGCCGCUACCUCCGAAUCGUCAGCCACUAGCGCUGAUAGCGGGGAUGAGACAAACGAACAUGGUCUGGAAGCUGAGGAUCCCCAUGAAUCUUCAGCGCAAAAGGAAGGGAAAGAUAGAGAGUUUAGAGGCAACAACCGCGGUAACUUGGACAAGAGCAUGGGUGCUGCAGGAAACAGGAUUCGCCCUGGUCCGGGGGGACCCCAAUCAUCGCAACCUGGACUUGGUUCCAGGAGUGGAAAUUCUCAGCAAGAGCAGACUAAUAAUCAAGGCAUUGUACCCGAGCAAACCAACAGGUAUGCCAGCCGUAAGCAGCAGACCGGAGGUGACAACCAAGUUAGACCACCGCAGCAGGACCCGAGAAGAGGUGAACAUGAAGGCCGCUAUCAAAGGCCUCCUUUGGAACAGCCUAGUCCGUCGCCGCCAAGGUUCAACCAAGGAAGACCCCCACAGCAAGACCCGAGAAGAAACGAGAACGAAGACAGGUACCGGUUCAAGGACAACCAAAGGCCACCUCUGCAACAGCCUGGCCCGCCGCCCCCAAGGUUCAACCAAGGCAGCAGACCCCCACCGCAGGACCCGAGGGGAAACGAGAGAGGAACCCGUGUCCCACCGUAUAACAGCCAGCAGCCCCAGUUCCAGCAAUCGAAUCCGAAUGCCGAGCCAUCAGCAGGGAACCCUGCCUCGACAGCAGCCAGGAGUGUGGGCGUAUUCAGCAGCCGGAAGCCAGCCACGGCAUCGGAGCCGAAGAAGACGGUGGACGGUAAGCCUGCCGAUACGACCGGACCGGCGAAAAGCUUUGGAAUAUUCAGUAAGCCUAAAAAGGGAUUGUGAAAAGCUCGUGAGAAUGAAUGAGGUGGGCGGUGAUGCUUGCGAAGAAUGAUACUAGGUUUUUUCGCGGUGGCCGUCUAUUUGAGAAUGUUUGCAUUGAGAUUGCCGGUGCUUACACUCGGUCUUUUACGCAUGAUGAAGCUGGUGGUGCCAUGUAAUCUUUGAGGUCAGGAGCACUGAUCUGCUUGUCUAUCAUCAAGUAGUAGCACGGUAACACCAUUUUGUUUUUAUCAUUUAUUUGGCCUACAUAAAUAAUCAGUGAGCCUCAUUAUUGGAUGAACCAAUGCAGUGUCUGGUGUGUGUCACAGCUAUUUUUGACCCAUCUACCAAUACUUGUUGAAA